Messenger RNA from Medioppia subpectinata, 777 nucleotides. Lineage: Eukaryota; Metazoa; Arthropoda; Arachnida; Sarcoptiformes; Oppiidae. The record is from the annotation of a GenBank genome assembly.
AUGUACACAUUUGAAGACAUUUCUAGCGAAGUGAAUGAAAUCUAUCCGUCGGUGAAAUACUUAAUUUGGUCUAAAGAUGUGAAUAACAACACGUAUUCAACAAAAUUUACAUCUCAAUCAUUUUCGCAUCUCUUGGAUAACUAUUCAAAGAAUAGUCUCGAUAUUUACCACAAGCGAAAUUUUAGCGACCAUUUGGUAUACAUAUUCACUUCGGGCACAACCGGUGGUAAAGUAAAGGCCGCCAUUGAAACUGACGCCCGGAUGUUGUUGGGCGCGAGUGGCCAUCACAUCGGCUAUAAGCUCAGGAAGAAUGACAACAUAUACGUGCCGUUACCCUUAUAUCAUGCUUUCGCUGGGAUUGGUUUAUAUAUCGGCGAGACGUGUAGGUAUUUGUUGUCUCAAACACCCAAACCAGAGGAUACUAAGCAUCAGAUCAGAGCCAUGUGUGGCAUAGGGUUGAGAAAAGCCUAUUGGAAUCAAUUCAAGACCCGCUUCGCUAUCAAACAUAUCUUUGAGUUUUACGGCGCCUCCGAAGCCAAUGUCUAUUUGGUUAACCUCAACGAUAAAGAGGGCUCAUGUGAUCCAAUGAGUUUAGAGCCGGUGCGCAACCGGAAAGGCCUGUGCAAAAUGAUCAGACCGGGUGAAAUCGGGGUCAUUGUUGGCGUUCACAACAAGAUUAGUCCACUUCACGAGUUUAAAGGAUAUACUGAUAGCGGAGAGACUAACAAGAAGUGGAUCUUUAAUAUUAGAUCUAAGGGUGACUCCGGUUUUAUGUCC